This is a messenger RNA of Fomitopsis serialis, 963 nucleotides long. RefSeq lists its product as uncharacterized. Bases 91 to 885 code for a protein of 264 amino acids. The record is from RefSeq and is a predicted model, not a curated record. The transcript is spliced from 7 exons. NCBI's taxonomy places the organism in Eukaryota, Fungi, Basidiomycota, Agaricomycetes, Polyporales, Fomitopsidaceae.
UUUCGGCGGCAUCGAAUUCCACUUCGGACGCAAGACGAAUCUCGACCGUGAGCGAACCCAUGUUGGUCCUAGCGUACCAAGGUCGAGCCGAUGGAGCCAUUCCGCAACGAAUGCAUCCCGGAACUCAUCUACCAGUACUACGGAUUGAUAGGACGUGCAGGUGCUAAUAUCAAUGCAGCGCUGGACGAAUUCAGCAACGUCCCACUGAAUCUCAUCGCCCUCUGUUGCAACGCCAUCGAAGCAGCGCUGAUGGAGGUGAUGACAAAUCAGCCCACCGUGUUCACCACCAAACACUUCGCCCCAAAGUGGGAUGGUAUGAUGGCCGUCCUAGAGACUCUGGAAGCAAAAGCUUCCGAGUACCUUGAGGACACACAGCAGCUGAUUUGGAAACAAGUCAGGUCACGCUCUCGUCUCAAUGCGGGCCCCAAUGCGCUCGAGGUGUCUGACGAAGACGACGAGUGGCCUGGCGGGUUCAUCCCCCUGCUCCAGUUGUGCGCGUCAAAUCCGCAGAGCAAAGAGCCUGGUUCGUCAAAGGCAGCGAGCCAGCUGGUGUUGAGCUCGACGAAGGCGUCGAAGAUCGCAAGCCAGCCACUGUCCAGCUCUGUGAAGGCUGGCAAUACCCCUCCGAACCCACCCAAGGUCGCCAAGAAACCACGUAGCAUGGGCGCGUCGACAUCAGAGUCAGUGGACAAGAGACGACGCAAUGAUGACGACGGCUCCUCAGCCAACAGUGACGGCUGGCCUGGUGGACCCGGAGACAUCGAUCAUGAUGACGAAGGGAGCGGAAUCGGCGAGGGUGGCAGGGAUGGAGCCGACAUAGACGAGCUUAAGCAGUCUGGUGAAGGAGAACCUACCGCCGGCAACUCCAUUCAGGGAGGUGCCUGAGUUCAUCAAUGCAAACGUGCUCGCGCAUUUACAUAUAUCAUAUCUACUAACCUCCGUACUAUAUCGUGAACUCUGUAU